Ictalurus punctatus (channel catfish) is the source of this 3973-nucleotide messenger RNA. RefSeq names its product TATA-box binding protein associated factor, RNA polymerase I subunit C (gene taf1c). The transcript has 15 exons. Lineage: Eukaryota; Metazoa; Chordata; Actinopteri; Siluriformes; Ictaluridae. The coding region runs from base 288 to 3425 and encodes 1045 amino acids. The record is from RefSeq and is a predicted model, not a curated record. Gene Ontology annotation, molecular function: RNA polymerase I core promoter sequence-specific DNA binding. Gene Ontology annotation, biological process: transcription by RNA polymerase I. Gene Ontology annotation, cellular component: fibrillar center.
AACUCCUCGCGCUGUGUCAGCUGGUCCUCUUGUACGCAUGUUUCACCGGAGCGCAGUGGUUUAGGAGUGCAGCUGUGAGCGCGUGCGCUGCUUAUUCACACGCGUUAUAACGCAAAGUCGUUUGUAGUCACGCCAUUUUAUUUCAGCUUUAAUCUGUUAUGUAUGUCAUGUCAUGUCAAGUGUCCACACUUGCAGAAAUGAGCUAACAAACCAGCCACGUGAGACGGACACGUGUUGACUUGCCUGUGUCGGGAAUCAGCCGGUGGCGGAGGCUUUCUCUCUUCCACAUGGAUUAUAAAUUCCCAACGCAGCUUUUCCCACAUGUUUAUCAGAACGGACCUCCGAUUUUAAACCCGAAGCAUAAUUACGGAGGCUGGGGCUCCUACGAACAGCUGCUCGAGACAAACAGGAAAUCCUCUCAGAGUGAUGUCAAGGGUGAGACUCCAUUCCUGUUUCAACCCCAGCAUAAGGUGGAUGGAGAGGUAUGGGUCCCUACCGAGCCGAUCGUAACGCCGCUUCUCCCUCCCAACACAGGUGCUAAAUCGUUCCGGGGUCAGCCCGUCAGUCCAGAUGACUUCCCUCAACAUAUGCAGUAUUUCUAUGUGCAUCACUGCAUGGAUUCGUUCUCUGUGAUGGGCCAGCUGCUCGGAGAACACUUCAGUUUUGCCCGCAGAAAUCGUUAUAAAGAUGCCAUCAGUGUGGGUAAGAUGAAGAACUUUCUACGCAACUUAAAUUACAAGAAGUGCGAGUUGCAAUAUUCGCAUCGGGUGAACCGCUAUCACGAUCUUCUGGGUGAUGUUCUCCCCGACGUUCCCUACGCUCUCCUGGCUGAGCUUCUGCAUGAGGAGUUGACGCAUCAGAAGGAGCUGGAACACUUCCAACCUGCCGCAACUGGGGGCACCCUCGCCUGCAUCCCAAACUUCGAAUGUCAGGAUGAAGCAUUUCUGAUUUAUCCCAGUGGAGAUGCACUAGACUCCAUCAACUUUCAUCUUAUGGAGCUGGAAAUCAGUGAAGAUAAACUUCCGGUUGUGAAUGUGGCAGACAAGCCUCUGCUGUUCAAUCUGAAAGGAACAGUAAGGCAAGUCAGCGUGGCCCAGGUAGAGGACGAAGCUUAUCUAGGCUUGCGUUCCGAUCAUUUCUGCUCUGCAUGGCUAACGAAAGCCAAUUACCGUCCUCGGCCGUUGGAGGUGGUGCAGCUGAAGGAACGAGCAACCAGCCUCAAUGUCAGUCCUCAUGUUUCUGGAGAGCUCGCCGUAGCCAGCGAGAGUGGAGCGGCGUAUCUCUGGGUUUUGGGAAAGGGGUUGCAAAAGAUCCGGGAUGAGAAGACGAACCUGUACUUCAACGCCAAGUCACAGUGGCGAUGGUGCGAGUUCACGAAUCAUCCACGAGUGCUGGUUUACGCUGACAGGACUGGAGCAGAGCUUGUAGACGUCAGGAGCAGAGACGCUCACACGUUGUUCCGGAUCGGUGCGACGGCUGCUUGCAAGCGUGGCGAGAGGGUGGUCUUGGGCAAAUACCUGGCACAAAGCCACGGCUUCCACCACCUCAUCACCACGCAGGUGAAAAUGAAGCGUAAGAGUUACACACUCAAUACUAAUGCAGAAUUCAGUGCAACAGUACCGUCGAAUAAGGGAAAGGUAGCGGAAAAUUCAGGAAAGUCAAAGUUCUCUGCGUACCUCCUGGACGAGCGAAUGCCUUGUGUGCCUGUCCUGAAGUGGGAGCACAUGAUGGAGUCUCCUCCAUGUUUUGCCCAUGUCAUGCCAGCUUUGGACCAAAGCAAUACCUCCAAAAUCCUGCUGGGAGCACAGAGAGCACAGGAGACCCUGUUGCUGCAGUACUCUGGUGGAAGAGAAUGGGCGUGCCAAGCAGACGGCCCAAUUCAAAAACUCUACAGUCCGUGUGAGGGCCUGAAGAUCCGGCAGCUCCCGCACAGACGGCACAGAUCUGAAUUGAGGUUGGCCGCGAAUGCCACAGGCCUGACUGCAACUCAGAACAGCGGCGUCCUGUGUGUGCUCCAGCUCACCGAGGCUGGGGACAUUUUCUACCAGAUGCUGAGACAUUUCGACCCAACCACGUCUGAGCCACAUCAGUCAGACUCUGUAGAACCAGCAUCCACACGACAAAACCGAGUGUCUUCGGAAGAAGACCGCGACUUCGAAGGAGGGCGGCAUCGGCGUAUGCUGAGCCAAGUGGUUGUCGAUGGCCGUGAUGGCGAGGAUGGCUCUCAUACUUCAGAUAAGAAUCAAGUGAGAAUCCCUGUAGAAGAAGAGAUGGACUCCGAGCCUGGUCUUGUUCAGGAGUCAUCCUUGCGUUCCGUUAAGAGUAACUCUGCUCAUCCACCGAGACCAGAGGUCCCCGAAAUGGCUAGCCGCAAGUUAAAAUUAACCUGGAAAAAAUGGCUGGAAUCCCUCUUCGAGGAAGCUGCAGGAAGAAAAGACCACUUGCAGCACAGGAAAAUAAAGACCAGUUCUAUAAUGCAGUGUAAAGUCAAAAAAAAAAGAGACAGACUUGAGGAGGACAAGUUUCAGAAAUUGAGGAAAGACCAGGAAGAGAUCUUAAAAACCAGGAAGCUGCUUGUUCAUGGGGUAACAUACCUGCCUCCUCUAAAGGUGACCCCUGUUCCAGAUGGGGUGGACCCUUCGGACUGGCCAGACGAUCUGAGUCAACGCAUGAGUGCCUCGUGGAGGGAUGGUUUGAGUAACUGGUGGGACGAAAAACUCGGACUAAACCGGGACGCCAAGAUCGAGGCCCUGCGAAGGAAGCGCCAUUGGGCAAAGAGAGCCAAAGCUAGAAACAGAGUCGCGCUUUCUUCAAGCUUCGCCUCGAGCGUCAGCUACCAGGACGAUCUCUCCGAAUGGUCAUCAGCCGCAAGUCAGUAUCUGGGUUCAGAUGCAGAGAGCAUUUAUUACAACUCUCAGAGUGCACCAGAGGAUGAGGCCAAUUUUGACCUGGAGAUGCUACCUAAGAACACAGAUUGUCAGAGAGCGAGUCAGAACACAGAAGUGUGUUCAGAUGCGCCACAACCAAUGAAAUCUUUAUUAAAAACGCCUCAAAAAACUACUAAAAGCUCCGAGCAGGACAAAUCCUUUGAUACUUCCCAGUCCCCUCCAAUGGACUUCCAACACCUGCCGAGCCAGGCCUCUACCAUUGAAAGCCACUCUGGAGGUUUUUCUUCCUUGGUGGCCAGUUUGAAAGAGUCACAUUCUGACCAUCCAAAACCAAGACCGUGGCAGCAGCGGGACUACCUCGGUUCCCUCUUCGGAUCUUCUCAAGAGCCUGGGCAGGAUGAUGAGGUCACUGCAUCAGUUGGUUGGAAAACUACCAGAUCGAAACCUUCGUAUUUUCUGUCGCCAUCACGGACUUCAAUGAGGACCUCUUCACAGGCGUCCCAACCUCAGAAAAAGAAGUCUCGAAUGGGAUUCUGAAUCGGUCCACUGUGUACCUCUCACUCCAGCCGUCUUCGGGGAUCGUGGGCAGCUCUGGUGCGCCGCAGUAGCUGCUGUGCAGGUUCUGGGCCGUACGCCGGGACACGAUCCACACCAACUUCCUGUGAUUGGGUUUGGAGCAUGUAGGCGAGGAGUACUGCACCAGGCACUGGGCCACCAGGCCUCUCCAGAGCUGUAGCUCCGUCUCGGAGAUCUGCAACGUACACAUACAGUGGCAGUUACAUAACACACUCUCUCUGGGUGUAGUGUGCUGAUAGAUGAGGGUCAGACUGUUACUGAGCAUGCCUGGAAUUCUUUAUCUCUCAAAGCAAGCAGGACAGAUUUCUUAAGAGAAAAAGAGCUGUAUAGUGCUUGCAUCACCACAGAGGACAAAUGUUAACAUGCACUUUAUUUACUUUGCACUGAAGGCUCAUUUUUUUAGUUUUAUAUCAUAGUGAUAUGAUCAUAGCUAAUAUCUAACGACAUGAUGUAGUUAAUGAAUUUCCUGUCUGAAAUAAACUGGUCACAUUUGAUCAUUUUACCCUCAA